Eufriesea mexicana is the source of this 1972-nucleotide messenger RNA. RefSeq names its product cyclic nucleotide-gated cation channel alpha-3. The record is from RefSeq and is a predicted model, not a curated record. Gene Ontology annotation, cellular component: plasma membrane; intracellular cyclic nucleotide activated cation channel complex. Gene Ontology annotation, biological process: monoatomic cation transmembrane transport. NCBI's taxonomy places the organism in Eukaryota, Metazoa, Arthropoda, Insecta, Hymenoptera, Apidae. The annotation marks the transcript as partial. Gene Ontology annotation, molecular function: cGMP binding; protein-containing complex binding; intracellularly cAMP-activated cation channel activity. The transcript has 9 exons.
AUGUCAUCUUAUUCGACAUUUUUCAUGGUUCAUGUUGGUACUUUAGUAACUACAAUGGAAAAUGAAGUGCAUACUAUAGCUCAUGAAAACGAGAUACGAGUAAAGUGCUUGGCUACAAAACCAGUAUUUGCUCCUGAAGAUCAGAUUGGAUGUGCAAUUCAAGAUCAGUAUCAAACGGUGGAUAUCGUCGGGCUUGUAGACGGGUUGGGCGAAGAACAGGAAGUACAGAAGACCGGAAGGCUGGAUCACCUCCGUGGAAUGUCUUCAGGCGCCAAGCGGCUGGUGCAGUCGCUUCGGGGCCGUAGCGGGGGCGGCAGGGGCAGCGGCGGUGGUCGCGGUGAUGGCGGCGGCGGGGAAGGCAGUGGCGGCGGUGGCGGUGGAGCGAGCACCAGCGCGACCAGAUUAUUCCAUUACGAUAGCGGUCACGAGCUCGACGAGAUCUCGGUGAUUGGCGCCGCUAUCAGGGGUAGCGAGGGCCUUCCCACCCCCACGACGCCCUGUCAUUGCGGCGGCCUCAAGUAUGGCAGUGGGCAAACGCUCUACAGCCUCGCCGGCCUGGUGCCCCCUGCGCCCGCUGCACCUGCGCAUGGAGUCCAGUCAGGCGUCAUCAUAGGUGGUGGCGGUGGCGGGAGAGAACGGUACAGCGGUGGUUCCGCUUCCGCUCUGAGCUGCGGUGGCGAGAAGCUCCGCGAGGACAAGCAGGGGAGGAUGCUGGAUGGGAAGACUGGGAUCAGAAGGGAGAGAGAAGAGGACACGAAGAGCGCGGAUAACGUUUCCCGGGGCGCUUUGCCGUCCAGGCAGAGUCUCUUGGAACUGGUCAGCAGCAAAUGCAUGAGCCGCCACACGCCCACUCAUCAUUACUAUCAUCAGCAGCAGCAGGUGUACUCCGUUCCGCAGCGAUACUUCAGUUCGUCCCGCGACUCGCUUCAAGGAGCUUACGUGAACCGUGGCGCUAGUGAGUUCGACCUAACCCGCAAGCCGAAGAGGAAGGACCAGCUCAGGGGUAGAUUCAAGCUGCCAUACACGGUCGCGCUCACGCCCUCGCGAGACCAAUCGCAUCUGCACACACCGGCAUCCAUCAAUCAUCUCAGCAAUAGCAGCUGUAACGGCACUGAGACGAGAUACACGGUGCAACAGCAACAGCAGCAACGUGGUAGCAGAGGCUACUCUGGGCAACCAGGAACAAAGGGAACAAAGGGCGCCCCUAAUUGGUCCUUCAUCUUCGAUCCCGCGGGACGUCUGUGUUACUAUUGGUCGAUGGUGGUCUCGCUCGCCUUUCUCUACAACUUCUGGGUCAUCAUCUACAGGUUCGCCUUCCAAGAGAUAAACGGCGAAACACGCUGGGUAUGGUUCUGCUUGGACUACUUCUCCGAUUUUUUAUACGUACUGGACAUAGUAUUUCACAUUCGAACCGGAUACUUAGAGGACGGUGUCUUGCAAACCGACGCGACGAAGCUGCGAAAUCAUUACACGAACAGCACUACGUUUUACAUGGACAUCCUGUGCCUGCUGCCCCUCGACUUUUUAUACUUAUCUAUAGGAUUCAACAGUAUACUUCGAAGUUUUAGGCUCGUAAAAAUAUAUCGGUUCUGGGCGUUCAUGGACAGGACCGAGCGACACACCAACUAUCCGAAUUUAUUCCGCUCCACCUCCUUGAUACAUUAUUUACUGGUGAUCUUUCACUGGAACGGGUGCCUCUAUCACAUUAUUUAUAAGAACAACGGCUUCGGUAGUAAGAACUGGGUGUUCAGCGACUCGGAGACUGCGGACGUUGUGAAACAAUAUUUGCAGAGCUACUACUGGUGCACGCUGGCCCUUACCACCAUCGGUGAUCUCCCCAGACCGAGAAGCAAGGGCGAAUAUUUGUUUGUGAUAGCUCAGCUGCUGUUUGGUCUGCUGCUGUUCGCUACGGUGCUCGGACACGUGGCCAAUAUCGUAACUUCUGUCAGCGCGGCCAGGAAGGAGUUCCAGG